GGACGAAGAGGGAGAGAGGGGCGGGGCUGGCCGGGGCACAGGGUGGCUCGGGGAUAAAUGCCCGGCCUGAGAGGGGGUGAGCUGACACUGUCCCAGCUGCCAUCCAGACUCGGAGCUCACCCCAGACCCCCAGCGGAGACAUCUCAGCCAUGGCCAUGCAGAAAAUCUUUGCCCGGGAAAUCCUGGACUCCAGGGGCAACCCCACCGUAGAGGUGGACCUGCACACAGCCAAGGGUCGAUUCCGAGCAGCUGUGCCCAGCGGAGCUUCUACGGGCAUCUAUGAAGCCCUGGAACUGAGAGACGGAGACAAAUCCCGCUACCUAGGGAAAGGGGUCCUGAAGGCCGUGGAACACAUCAACAAGACCCUAGGCCCCGCUCUGCUGGAAAAGAAACUAAGCGUUGUGGAUCAAGAAAAAGUUGACAAAUUUAUGAUCGAGCUGGAUGGGACUGAAAAUAAGUCCAAGUUUGGGGCCAAUGCCAUCCUGGGCAUAUCGCUGGCUGUGUGCAAGGCCGGCGCGGCCGAGAAGGGGGUCCCGCUCUACCGGCACAUCGCAGACCUCGCCGGGAACCCGGACUUGGUCCUCCCCGUGCCUGCCUUCAACGUGAUCAACGGGGGCUCCCACGCCGGGAACAAGCUGGCCAUGCAGGAGUUCAUGAUCCUGCCCGUGGGAGCCAGCUCCUUCAAGGAGGCCAUGCGCAUUGGCGCCGAGGUCUACCACCACCUCAAGGGGGUCAUCAAGGCCAAGUACGGGAAGGAUGCCACCAACGUGGGCGACGAGGGCGGCUUCGCGCCCAACAUCCUGGAGAAUAACGAAGCCCUGGAGCUGCUGAAGACGGCCAUCCAGGCGGCUGGCUACCCAGACAAGGUGGUGAUAGGCAUGGACGUGGCGGCGUCGGAGUUCUACCGCAACGGGAAGUACGAUCUCGACUUCAAGUCUCCCGAUGACCCCGCGCGGCACAUCACUGGGGAGAAGCUGGGGGAGCUGUACAAGAAUUUCAUCAAGAACUACCCUGUGGUCUCCAUCGAGGACCCCUUUGACCAGGACGACUGGGCCACCUGGACCUCAUUCCUCUCGGGGGUUAACAUCCAGAUCGUGGGGGAUGACCUCACGGUCACCAACCCCAAGAGGAUCGCCCAGGCUGUUGAGAAGAAGGCCUGCAACUGCCUGCUGCUGAAGGUCAACCAGAUUGGCUCCGUGACCGAGUCCAUCCAGGCCUGCAAACUGGCCCAGUCCAACGGCUGGGGGGUGAUGGUGAGCCACCGCUCCGGGGAGACCGAGGACACGUUCAUCGCUGACCUCGUGGUGGGGCUCUGCACGGGACAGAUCAAGACUGGUGCCCCCUGCCGCUCAGAGCGCCUGGCCAAGUACAACCAGCUCAUGAGGAUCGAGGAGGCCCUUGGGAACAAGGCCGUCUUUGCCGGACGCAAGUUCCGUAACCCGAAGGCCAAGUGAGAAGCUGGAGGCUCUGAGACCCCACAAGACACCAUGGGACAGACCUAGGCCCACAAGCCCCUCCCUGGGAAAUAAACGCUGGUGCCAACAUA
Molecule: messenger RNA, 1546 nt
Organism: Felis catus (domestic cat)
Lineage: Eukaryota; Metazoa; Chordata; Mammalia; Carnivora; Felidae
Gene: ENO3
Product: enolase 3
Exons: 12
Coding region: 150-1454 (434 amino acids)
Biological process (GO): glycolytic process
Cellular component (GO): phosphopyruvate hydratase complex
Molecular function (GO): magnesium ion binding; phosphopyruvate hydratase activity
Source: RefSeq, a predicted model, not a curated record